Penaeus chinensis is the source of this 4038-nucleotide messenger RNA. Its product is annotated as flocculation protein FLO11-like. The transcript has 16 exons. Lineage: Eukaryota; Metazoa; Arthropoda; Malacostraca; Decapoda; Penaeidae. The record is from RefSeq and is a predicted model, not a curated record. The coding region runs from base 1 to 3228 and encodes 1075 amino acids.
AUGAAACCACGCUGGGGAUAUACCCGCCUGGAGAAAAAAAUGAAUAAAUGGCGGCGUGGGAAAAGUCCGAAAGAAAUGGACACGCGCCUGCAGGAGGGAGGCUGCUGGGCGGGAGGAGACGGAGAAGGACCUGAUCUCGGGUCGGUGGACGCCUUGUCCUCUGUGUUCGCCAGGCUGCGCCGCUCUCACGCUGAACACAGUCAGGCUUGUGAUACCCUGGAAGGCUUGAUCGCACAAGAGAACAGAGAGCAACAGGAGAUAAAAGCAGAGAUAGAACGCACAAGAAAGCGACUGCAAGCAGCGGCGACGAGAGAUUCCCACCAUGGAGCCGUGGUAGCGAACCUUACAUCGAGUGUGGCGGUGAUGCGAGGACAGAUUCGGGUCGCAGAGACGGAGAAAACUCGCCUGCAGGAGGAACACGGACGCGCUGGUGCAGAGGCUGGACUUACUGCAUCGAUCAUACCUCGCGCGGUUCGACCAGAUCAGGGCUGCAUCCUUACUGCAUAUGAACGUGUGCAAUUGUUAACUUCAACCCGAUACGCUGGACGUCUAGUGGACAAUGCCCAGCUGGAGUACAGGGUUAAGAUAGACCAGCUGGGGGAAAGGAAGAGUGCGGCUGCUUCCAGAGUAACCAAGUUGGAAAAGAAAAACAAACAGCAAGCACUUGAAGACUGGAAGAAGUUUCAGGACACUAUCGUGAUGCUCCUCAAGACACGGAAGAAACUGGGCGAAGAAUGGGAAAAGAAGCGGCAGCAGGAGACCCGAAUCAGGUCACUAAGAGAAGCAAUCCAGAAGAAGGAAUUAGAGCUGGCAGCAAGGAAGGAAAGAGAGGCCGCCCUAGAGAGACAAAAAGCCACAGCUCGGACGAAGCCAGAACAGCCUCCGCCACGCUCGCUGAGGUGGCUUUUAUCCUUGCAAAAAGUAUCGCAGAAACCGGAGAUGAAUUCGACAGAGCAGACUACGGGCAAGAUCAGACGUGACACACCUCGUCCCAACCGCUUUGAUACUGGCCUCGACCUGCUGAAGGCGUCUAAGCUCAGGAAGAAGAGCCAUAUCACCAGCUCAUCUGGAGGCUCCAGAAGCGAGGACACUCCGCAUGCUCAAAGUGCCUCUGCAGAGUCCCCAGUUGGAGAUCGUGUGACCUCCCAGCCCGGCCCCAGCCCGGCGCCCGCUCGAUCAUCACUCAACUUAGGUCAGAGCCCCAUACUGGUUAGCAGUCAGGCCAGUUUCCCUGUUGCAGCCAAGGAUUCUAGAUGUGGAGCCUCUGCCCAAAGCCCUGCUCCCUCAGUACCCACUUUGGUGCUCAGCUCCAAGGCGGGGCAGGGCCAGCUUCCCACGGGUCCUAGUCCUGGAGAUGGCACCCCUAGCCGCCCCAGUACAUCCUAUAACCAAGACUCCAACAUCUCUCUGGGGGAACACAGGUUGGUGGCAAGCUCUUCCCAUCAGGGUUCUUCUUUUGAGUUCUCGGGACACUUAGCAGACGUGUCUAACACCUCGGAGUCAACCCAGGACCAGAAUUCUUAUGGUAGAAGCCUCUUGUUUGCCGACACUCCAUCACCUUCCAUUUCAUCCGGCUUUGGGCCCCGGAACUCAUCUGGUUCCAGUUUACCUACAUCAUCUUCAAACUUUGUGAACGAGUUGUCGUCCAUCACAGAGACCGAAGAGUCAAUGGAUGAAAAGAACCAAAGUGGGAGUUCGGAAGACGUCUGGUAUACACCUCCGUCACCCUCGCAGCUGCCUAGCAAAGACGCCCGUCAGGCCUAUGUCUCGUCACUCCUCAGCGGCCCAGAGUUUACCUUUAAGGCAGCGCCAACUCCUAAGAUUUUCUCAAAGAGAGUGGGACCAUCUGAAUCAUUUAGGCAGUCAGACAUAUCACAGAACAAGAUAUCUUCAACUACGACCAAGAACCAUAGUCGGCAGCAUCUUGGAGGUUCAGAUCAAGCACAGGAAUGGGCACCAGGCCAGCAGCUGAAGUCUACAAUAGGACAGCUAGAAAUGGAAUUAGAAUCUGGAGUGGGGGAAAGCCCGAAAUGCCAAUCCAACACCAUUCGAACAUCGACACCAGGAAAGACACCGAUAUCUCAGAUAGAUUAUUCAGCACAUACUGCGAUGGUUGUUGGGGAAGAUACUACUACAUCUGAGUGUACAGAACUAAACAAAGCUGGUUUCAUGGAAGACAUGGAGGUGGAAACUGAGGAAGCAUCAGACCAAAUGAUGAACAGCUCUCAAUUGCAGUCUUCACAGGGCUUUAUCGUGGAAGCGGAUGGAGAAGUUGAUGACACUAGGACACACGGCACUGACCUGGCUGAUAAGUCUUCGAUUGGGUGUGUGGAAGUUCCGCAAGGUGCUUUAACAGAUAGCAGAGUCGCCUCGGCCUUAACAACUGCUCCUCCAAGCAGCACCCCUCCAUCAAACAUCACUCCCGCUUUCACACAUUCGACUCCUUCUAGCACUACAGAGGUCCAUAAAGACCUUUUUACAUCUUCCCUGUGCGUCGAUAUGCCGUCGAGCAGCGACAGUUCGACAGCAGACUCAGCCCUCUCAACACCAUACUCAGUGAAAACGCCGGUUUCCUACGCACAAUCGAUGCCCACGAGUCCUGUUCAGAAUGAGUCUCGCACAGCAAUGGAUGGAAUUGGACGACAAGAGGAGUCCGGAUCUUCCAGUCCCGUUCCUAAGUUACCAGUCAAGAGGAAUAUUUUCUACAGUUCCCCUGUGCCCCUUUCGGAGGCCGGGACCCACAUCCCCGUCCCAAGCAGCAGCAAUUCCCCAACCAUCUCCUGGACCCCUCACUCAUCCUCGCCGUUCUUCGCGAGCGAGAGUUUGCAGACGUCCGUAGUCCAGUCUCAGGUUACCUCGAGGAGGCCGGAGAAGCCUCCCUCGCCAGGAAGUCCCUUUGGCUUCAUGUUAGGGGGACGUUCGGAUGCUGGCAGAGUGGCGGCCGGAGCUCUUAGUCUCUUUGGCUCGCCAGAGAACACAGAUGGUCUUGACACCAGCCAGCAAAGUUCCGGUGUUAAUUUCUCACUGUUCGGCGACUCCCAGCCAUCUCAAGAAAGGGACAGUGGAGGAGGCUUCUUCAACUUCAGCUUCAGCGGGACACAGGGUUCUCCCAGCACCAACUUCUCUCCCGGCAACUUCCUCUCCUCGCUCUUCGAUGGCUCCUCCUCCUCCUCCUCCUCUCGGAGUUCUGAGAGGGAGGGCGGCGGGGCAGGAUUCAAGCUUUUCUGAGUGAAGAGAUUUCUGCAAGAUGGUGUUGAUGUGGUAGGAGCGGCUUUGUUAGGCUUUGGAAAUAGGAAGUUUUAUUUCUUUUUCUCUAUUUCUAGUUUCGGAAAAAAAUAUUUUGUACUUACUGAAUAUCGAAGAAUUCGAUUUUUUUGUUGCCAAUAUAUUAAGGAAUGAAAUUUCAGUCAUGUGAAUAAAUGUGCUAAAAACGUAUCUGAAGGAAUUAAACUGACGAACACAGUUACCCCUUUAAAAGAAAUGGAGUCUUUGAUUGAAGAAAAGUUUCGAGAAUAUGUUUUAUUUUUUUUAGUUUAGUUUAGUCAUUAUUAUUUCCUCUGGCAUAAUAGAAAGUUAGGGUUGCCAUUUAUUGUUAUUAUUUACAUUUACCUCAAGUAGAUAUUUUUAAAAAAAUCAUCUAACUUCCCUGCAAAAGGUUAAAAGAAAGUGAAAGUUCUUACAUUUAGAUUUACUUCAACAUGCAUUAUUUUGAAUAACGGCUUUAGAUUACAAAAGUUUAUUUCCUAGCUUUCUAAACGAGGUGGCUAAAGGCAGUUUCGUAUAUAGAGAAAACUAAUGAUUAACGCACAGGUUAUGGUUUCUUGCAUUUUAUUUUGUAGUAUCAGAGUGGAAGCAGUUUAUCAUAUAAAUUCAGUAAGAAUCUAAUUACGAUUAAGUAUUUGUCAUGAUUUUUUUUCUUACUUUUUAUUUUUUUUCUAGCAUCUUGCCGUAUAACUUUUCUAUAGAUUUAUAGCCAUGAUGAUGACAAGUAAAUUAGAAUAUAAUUCAGCCUAAAAUAAAGAGUAUAAAUUCCUAUGC